Messenger RNA from Danaus chrysippus (African queen), 1785 nucleotides. Lineage: Eukaryota; Metazoa; Arthropoda; Insecta; Lepidoptera; Nymphalidae. The record is from the annotation of a GenBank genome assembly.
AUGGAUCAUAAAACAGACAUGGGUGCUUAUGGAGAAAAUUCUAGUGUCCAAAAUAGCGGAAACUAUAUAACUAUUAUACCCGUGGAAUAUUCCCGACGAGGAUAUCCAAUUCAAACGGAAUAUCAAUAUAAUGAAUUCAGAUCGCGGGAGGAGUAUUAUAGUGUCCAAAGUCAGAAGUUACAAGCGGAGGUGAAUGCUCAUUUGUACUCCGUUUCUCAGCGUCUUCCUCACUUAUCAUACAGCCCGCUCGGAAGACAUAAUGACUGGGACAAACAUGAUUCCCACAAACCACUACCAGACUCCAAAGAGAGUAAUUCCUCAGACUCUUUGGAGAAAAGUGUUAUGGGGUCGAACCUCAGCAGCUGUUCCAAUCAGACUGGGUCCAGUAUAGCGGCAGGUUCUUUUAGCACCACCGAACCCAUCACCAGCGGGGGUAGUUCAGCCAGUGCCAUAUCACCGCCCCUGCCUGGUUCAUCAGGUUCAUCAACUAGUAGCGCUUCAAACCUGGUGACCUGCGUGUAUCUGAUGUCGAAGACCGCGGUCAUGGUGGAGAUGAGCUCGGAAGAAGUUCCAUGGUGCGUGACCGCUGGAAGGUUGCUAGCAGCUGUUCUAUCAGCUGAGGAGUUGGGCCUUGCUGCACCAGCUAGGAGCCUCGCUGCCAGUGUAUUCUCUUUAUGGAUGUGCAGUCCGCUAUUAGAGAUUCAACUCAAGCCACACCAUUGUCCGUGGCGAGUGUGGGCGGCCUGGCAGCAGCUGUUAGUGCGUUAUGGACACGGCUCUCCGUCAAGACGAGCCAAGGACCAACCCGUAUUAAGGAUGCAGAGAAAUGUUUUCUUCCCCAAACAUCUAGAAGAAGGAAUAAAGGAUUCAAAAAUUCAAGAGUUAUUAUACGAAGAAGCGAGAUACAACGUGGUUAAUGGAAGGUAUCCAUUGGAAAGCGCUCAAGCCGUCAUGUUAGGCGGACUGCAAGCUCGAAUACAACUAGGUCCAUAUGAUCCUCAUAGACAUACCGCUAAAUUUUUCAGGGAGCAUCAGCGCGAGUAUCUACCAGCACACGUACGUCGUGGUGGCUGGGCGCGUUUAGUACCGGCAGGUCGCAAGGGCAGCCCUGAGGCACGACUCCUUGAACACGCCCAGCGACCUCCAGCCGCGCCGCCACGGAAACUGAGACACAAAUACUUGACACACACACGGACACUACCUACUUACGGGGCAGCAUUCUUCCAAGGUCAGAUAGAGCAGCCUCUCCGCAGCCUGACCAGUCUGCUGACCCACGAGGACAUCCCGGUGCUGGUCGCUAUCAACGCGUAUGGGGUCUACGUCAUAGAUGACACGGAGAGUACGGUACUACUUGGUCUACUAUAUGAAGAGCUCUCUUGGGAUAUCGGUCUACCGUCAGAUGAUAAUGAGGACUGUCUGCCGUGCCUCUUCUUACAAUUCAUGGUCGUGGAGAAUGGACUGCGAGUGUCUAAAAUACUACAGGUAUUUUCAAAGCAGGCGAUAAUGAUGGACACUUUAAUAGAACACUUCGCUGGUGAAUACAGAAGGAGAAUCGGUCAAGACACUCCCAGCGAACACGCCAACUAUGAUUACCACUCAGAUUCUGGAAGCAUUUCUCUCCCCCCUCUCUCCCGGCCGGAUUCCCCCCAGAGGCGUCUGGCUAACAAGCUCAGUCGGCUGGCGCUCGCCACACACGACGGACGUGGCAACCUGCUGGGGGGCGCUGGAGACUGGAACAGCGGGCUGCAUCACCGACAACCUUCUUGGAUACUACCCAAACAUUAG